AUCGCAGCGCGUGACACUUGCCAUUAGCUCGUCCUGAGAACGGAAGAACGACCACGUUUUACUUACAGCAAUACAUUCUGUUACCAGUACUGUCUCUCUCUGCACACACACACACACACACAUAUGGAUUCCGAUCACCAGGACUUCUUACAUUUGGAAAACAAAGCUCCCAGAUACUUUCGGAUCGAUGACCUGCCUAUAGAUGUCAUCUGCUACAUAUUCAUCAUUGCGUACCAUGACACGACGAUAGGAGUUGGCUCGGAUGGCUGCCGCGUGCCUCGGUUGAUGAUGAGCGUUUCUCGAUUUUGGCGCUCCAUUGCGGUGAAUGAACCGCGUCUUUGGACAAAUAUUAGGAUUACGGCAGUGCAUGGGAAUAUGGAGGGGAAGUUACAGGGGUUUUCAGAGAAUCUAGCUCGAUCAAAAGCGUUGCCUCUCCACCUCACCCUAUCAUCCGACUAUCGUUCCACUUCAGUGCUCCGUCAACGCAUCAAGGAGAUUGCAACUCCUCAUCUUCAUCGUUGCCAUUCCUUCGGCAUUACCGUUUAUAAUUCUGACCUUCCAAAUGACUGGAUUCCUUUCACACAAGAAUUUCAGUCUUUAAAGAAUGUCAGGCUCGAUCUUAUGUCGUGGUCGCAACAGACCGUAGAUUUAGGUCUGCCUGAAUGCCUUCGCUCUCUUCAAAUCCAUGCAGAAGGCCGUAGCGCCUCAGCGUUGCAUUUCAAUUCUGAGAUUGAACAUCUCUCUUUGGUGAUCAAUGCGGAGGAUGCGGCAGCGGGCCUGCUACACAAUGCCAAGGGCCUCAAAAUCCUAGAAUACAAACUUACGGGUCCCAGCAACGAAGCUAGUUCAAGGUUCCCUUGCAAGGUCGCCCCACAACUCAAACAUCUUCAGUGCAUUUCGUCAAUUUCACUAUAUAGGGACCCAUUCUCACCUGAGGGGUCCACGAUUCUUUCGAUGCCGACUCGAACCUUCGAUCCGUGCCAAUAAUCCCUCAGGAUCUCCUAGGGGAUUUCCCGACCAGGGUGACUGUCGGGCGACGCCAAUCACUCGCUGUUUUUCAGCCGUUUGCUCGCAAGUGCCCCCGAUUGUAGACCUAUGUUUCUUCGUAGGCAUCA
Molecule: messenger RNA, 1115 nt
Organism: Cantharellus anzutake
Lineage: Eukaryota; Fungi; Basidiomycota; Agaricomycetes; Cantharellales; Hydnaceae
Exons: 4
Coding region: 124-987 (287 amino acids)
Source: RefSeq, a predicted model, not a curated record